Molecule: messenger RNA, 1398 nt
Organism: Ipomoea nil (Japanese morning glory)
Lineage: Eukaryota; Viridiplantae; Streptophyta; Magnoliopsida; Solanales; Convolvulaceae
Exons: 1
Coding region: 1-1398 (465 amino acids)
Source: RefSeq, a predicted model, not a curated record
AUGUCGCAGUCAUCGGAACGAACCGUCUCCGCCGGCGGCUCUCCCUCAUCGGCGACCGCCAAUCCAUUGGCCGGCGCCCAUCACCAUGUUUCCAUGAAGCUUAAUAGCCGCAACUUCCUCUUCUGGAGGACUCAGUUGGUCCCUUUCUUGAGGGGGCAGGACCUGCUGGGAUAUGUGGAUAGCUCAACGCCAUGUCCACCGGCGACAGUCGCAGCAGCCUCGGAUUCCGGCUCAGGCACAAUGCCGGCGACAUGGAUGGUUCCGAACCCAGCGCACAAGGCUUGGGUGCUCCAAGACCAAUCGAUUUUAUCGAUGCUCAUUUCGUCCAUGUCCGACGAGGUGUUACACUUGGUCGUCGGACGAGAAACUGCAGCCGAGGUGUGGUCGUCAAUCGUCACGGCGCUCGGCUCCUCCACGCAAGCAAGGUGCCUUAGUCUACUCGGCCAAUUCCAGUCGCUAAGGCAAGGGAAUCUCUCCACCGCCGAGUACUUGGGGCGGGCAGAGGUGCUCGUGGAGGCGUUAGCUCAAGCCGGUCGUCCUCUUUCUUCAUCGGAGCAGAUGCUGUACGUUCUGAGAGGCCUGAGACAGGAUCUGCGCGUCAUGGCGGCAUCCUUAACCGCUACCACCAACACUGUGUCUCUGCCGCAGCUGGCAGAUUUCCUGAGUGCCCAGGAGUUCAUAAUCUCCGAUGAAUACUCCGUUGGCGACAAUGGCGGGCAGCAUACGGCGAUGUACGCUGGCCGAGGACGGGGUUCCAACAAUGACGGUGGUCGGCAGUCCGGCAGUGGGCAGCACUGGAGAGGAGGCCGGAACAGUAACAGCCGCAAUGGACGGGGCAGAGGCGGUCAGAAUGGCUGCGGUCCUCCGAGAUGUCAAAUUUGUCGCGCUCAAGGACACACGGCGGUUUAUUGCUUUAAGCGAUAUACGAUGCAACCUCCGGCUGAAGCACAUGUCGCCACUGCCACCGGCGAGCUCCCUAUGACGCCGUCGGCAACCUCAUCGGACGGGUGGUACCCCGACACCGGCGCCACCGCCCACGCCACGCCGGAUGCUAGCAUGAUGUCCCGCUCCGAUGAAUAUACCGGCCCCGAUGUCCUACGAGUCGGGAACGGCGCAGGUUUGGCUAUCUCACGCGUCGGUCAUGCAUCGAUCCCGUCCGUGUCAAAACCCCUAAAUUUGUCUAAUGUAUUGCAUGUCCCGAGUCUGUCUGUCCCGUUACUUUCUGUAAAUAAAUUCACUAAAGAAAACAGCGUUUACUUUGAAUUUCAUAACAACUGUUUUAUUGUGAAGGAUUCCAAAACCAGGGCAACUCUGCUUAAAGGGCCAACCUCCGGGGGAUUGUACAAGCUUCCACUUUCCCAUACUCAAUUUGCGUUCGUCAGUUCCCGGGCCACUUAA